Messenger RNA from Recurvomyces mirabilis, 1515 nucleotides. RefSeq lists its product as uncharacterized. The transcript is spliced from 2 exons. Bases 1 to 1515 code for a protein of 504 amino acids. NCBI's taxonomy places the organism in Eukaryota, Fungi, Ascomycota, Dothideomycetes, Mycosphaerellales, Teratosphaeriaceae. The record is from RefSeq and is a predicted model, not a curated record.
AUGGACGGUGUAGCAUAUUUCGAAAAGGCCGAUCUUGCCUACCACGACGACGGGCCAUCGCAAGAGCGUGAAUGGCUACCAGUCGAACCACGGAGCAGAGUGCGAUUUAGCGACCUGAACGGCGCGUCUCAGUACACGGAACUGAACGACGAGCUGUGCGACAACGAGGCACGAGAAUUUGACACAGGCAUGACUGGGUCGACACAGACAGUCUUUCAGGAAGAGACUGACCAGCCAACCUUUAUAUGGGACGGUGUUCAAUCUAGACGGUACGACUCCUCACCGCCACCAAUGCCACUGGCCGGAGUCGAGGAGUAUGAUCCCCCUCCACGCCUACGCUCUGGCUACAUGCAUUCAAACAGUCUAUUCGCACUGGAAGAAGGAAUUCCAACUAACGAGAUGUCUUUCAUGGAAUGGUAUCCCAAAGGCGAGGCCACACUGAGCUAUCUCGGCAGCAAUGGCGAGACGGCGACUAUAGCAGGCAUCAACAUCUGGAUGAUUGAAGCACGGUGUCCACUACUUGCAAUGGCUUUCGAACAUCGACGAUCUGGCCAAUAUCUGCACUUGGAAACUCUGACCGACAGUACGGCUGUCCCCUUCGUACGCUACCUGUAUACCGGAAGCUAUGCACUCACCACCGAUUUUGGUGAUCGACACGACGACGUGCCAACAUCAGUCCUACUGCAUUGCCGACUCUACCACCUCGCGAUCAUGUACGACAUUACGGACCUCAAGUCGCAAGCAUAUCUUAAUGUUCUCCGACAAUGCGAGUUCGGCUGCUCGUCUCCAGACCGACCCAUAGAUCUAUGCGCGGGAAUUCGUUAUGCUUAUGAGCAUCUUCGCGAAAAGGAAUUACUGGUCGACGCCCUGAUCAAUUAUUGCGUGUCUCAAUUCCUGGGACAUCGGCUGGGCCAAGAUGCAGAGUUUCAAGGGCUUGCAUAUGAUCUGCGGCCAUUUCACCAAGCUCUUUGUCGAAAUACCGCAGCAGCGAUCAUUCAGAUGCCGUUCCGUUCGUACACCCCAGACGGUUACGCUUCAAAGGACAUCACGAGCAAUAGGCACAAAGAUGUGAUAUACCACUUCCACGCACAAGACGACUUUGAGGUGCAGCAGAAGAAGAGGAAGCAGAAAGAGGUAGUGCCUGCGACAAAAGCCAGUGCACUGUCAUUGGCACUUCGACUUCGCAAAGUAGAGACAACAGAAGUGUCAGACGAGAGUGCAUCGGAGAACGAGGACUUCCGGAUGGUGACGAAACGCUGCAAGGUCGAACCCGACCAUACACACGAAGACGUUAAGUCAGAGCCAACCACAGAAGACGAGUACGAGAUCGUCGCACCCACCGCAGAGGUGCAGGACUUAAGCACAGAUGAUGAGGUGGUCGACGAGAAGCAGGUACCUGAAGACCAGGACCGACAGAGCGAUGCUAUCAUGGAAAAUCUGCCUGUUCAUGAUCGUCUGAGGCGUACGCCGACGUCUGAUGGAGCUGACUCGGACUCGGACUGGACUGUACUAUGA